AUGGCGCAACUAGGAAUUAUAACACGAUUGGAUAUAGCCCAGCUAGGGCUUGACGAAGACCAUGAGCCGUACUCUGACGGUGUAGCCUGCAUACAGGCGUAUUGGGCGUUUUCUAUGGAUCUGUCUCAGAGGGAGAGAGACAACAUGCGCAACCUUAUUUUGGAUGACUACUACCAUCACUCAGUUGCGUCACGGGAAGAGUUCUAUGAACACCGCCUCUGCAGGGAUCCAGCUGGAAAAACCAGACCGGGCUUGAUCCUCCUACGAGCGUUAUACAAGGCGGUG
Trichoderma harzianum CBS 226.95 is the source of this 285-nucleotide messenger RNA. RefSeq lists its product as hypothetical. The annotation marks the transcript as partial. NCBI's taxonomy places the organism in Eukaryota, Fungi, Ascomycota, Sordariomycetes, Hypocreales, Hypocreaceae. The transcript has a single exon. The record is from RefSeq and is a predicted model, not a curated record.